Molecule: messenger RNA, 2661 nt
Organism: Angiostrongylus costaricensis
Lineage: Eukaryota; Metazoa; Nematoda; Chromadorea; Rhabditida; Metastrongylidae
Source: the annotation of a GenBank genome assembly
UACUUAGUAACCUGCCAUGAAAAUUAUAGAAGGCAGAAAACAAAAACGUUAAACAUUAUGUAUAUAUAUAUAUAUAUGUUUCUUUGGGAAGACCGUCUUGAAGAGGAUCGACUGGUCAUGGAGAGAAUUAUUAGGGUUCAUCGCUUUUCAACUUUUCUGAAUUUUUGGUUCUUCAUAAUGGACGGUAAUAAAAGCGUUUUUGGACUCAGGUAUACAAAAGCGUCGCAAGCAAAAGAACGUGAUUUUCACUUGUCCAUCCUUUCUAUAUUUGCCCUGAUACUUGCGGAACAUGUGGCUGGUCGUCAGAGAACUACAACUGAGAAAGAGAAGGCAGAAGAGGAGUUACGACAGGUCGUUGCAACAGAAAAAACGAUCUGCUGGUCACCAGGUAGGUCCAUUAUGCUAAUACCUUUCUUUGUCCUUAUAAGUGCUAAUAUUUGUAGAUCUGUCUUUGGAAGUAUUGGUUUUAGGCCUAUCAAAAGUCUCGGUGAGGUCACUUUUCUUGAUGAACGUAAAAACAAAAAGGUCACUGCCAAGAAUCGUCGACCUUUCGAAGGCAAGCUGAAAACGCAUACCUCUUCAAUGGAUCUUCGAAUAAAACUUAAACUGUUAGUAGAAGAAAUAUUGUCAAGUUGCUUUAAUCGUUUGAUGAAAAGCACAAAGGAGUUGGUUUACUCAGAUCUGCAUUUCUUUCUUCUGAUGCGGUUUUUGUUGGAGUACAAUCGUCUGUCGGGUCGGGCGUCUUCGGAAGUUUCCGCCUGUCUAUCCAUAGAGGCUUUUCACCAUGUCCAAGUGCAAAUCUCCAAUUAUCUGGAAAGUGCGGUAACUAUGAAAAAAGAAGCAAAGCAGUUUGGCCUACGCACACAAUACUCGUUGUCUGUUUACAAGGAGUUGAUCCUAUUUCUUCAACAUCUCAUUGAAAAUGGAUCACUCGAUGAAAAAGAUUUGGCUCAUCGAACGUCUUAUCACAUCUUGAUAGUUGAGGAAUAUCGAGAAAUGGGACUAGCGAUGAUUAGAAAAUUCUCAGUGACAUUUCUGUCAAAAACGUACCUCAGCGAGUUGAUUUUAUCAACUCAUCAUUACCUUCAACUACUUCAAAACGCCGUCAAAUUGGGACAGUUGAAUACUGUUAAGAAAAGAAGCAAAAUUAGGCGGAGGAUUGCUCGGGGUAAAAAGUCGCCACUUCCGGCUCUGGUAGACAACUUGAGCUCUGAGGAAUUGAGCAUUAAGUGGUCUUGUAUCACUAAUGAACUCAAAGACAUCAUCUUGGGGAAUUUGGAGUGUUCACCAGAUCAGACUCCCGUCAAUUCGCUGCUUGACGUACGAGAAGAACAACAUCAGUAUGUGACUUGUAGAAGGCGAAAUCCGCCGAAACGUCAGCUUAAUCGUGAACAAAGAAUAAUAACACCUCGCGUUUGCUCAGCAGAAAUACGAAGAAAAAAAUCCGUUCUAAUCGUAAUUUGUUCGCUUUUCAGAAAGUUUGCAAUGCUGAAAGUGCAAAGAGCGCUACGUGAGAGUCGCACUAAGGAUGCAAUGGGAUUGUACCGAUCUUCUAGGGAGUUGUGGCCAGCUGAUGGUAUAUUUGGGGAUCCUGAUAGUAGCGUCGAAGAGCAACUCGACGAAAUUCACCCUGCCAGGGGGACGAAUCAACCUGUUGUACAACGCAGCCCGACACUGAAGAAAACCUCGCAGCCACGAAGAGGCGGUAAACCUUUGGGAGGAGGCUUAAUUUUUAUAACAUAUUAUUUCAGGUAUGUUUUCCUCCUAAAUGAUUUCGCUACUAAUUCCGUGGAAUUAAAUAAAGCAUUGGUGAAGCUUCUCCAUCGUAUUGCUUUCAAUUUAGACAUGCCUAGUAGAUUAUUCCAGUUGUCAUUAUUCCGUAUCUUCGCGCAAGUGAGAACGUACUUCAAAGGGAUUCCGAAGGACGAUAUGAGAAGGAAUCCACUUUUCGAGCUUUUUAAUUUUGGACAUCAUUUGCUGAAGAAGUCAGUAUUCUUCUCAUGCUAUGGAAUUCUAGAAGACAAACUUGCACCUGAAAUUCUUUUUUGGAAAGGACCAAAGGAGUGUUACGAAAUCCAAAAUGGUUACGGUACUUACGAAACUGGAAAACGAACUACGAUCACUCCAAAUCUUAGCCGUGCUUGUACGCGAAAACAGAUUUAUAAAAAGCUUAAAGAAUUUGCUCUGGAUCCACUUGGAGCUAGGGCCAAUAAAGAUAACGAAGGCGAAGAGUUUUCACGAAGAAGGAUACUUAAGCAAAUUAAUUAUCAAGGGAUUAUCUAUGAGAAAAAGAAAUCAGUUGAAAAAAAGCCUCGACGGCAAGUAGAACGCGAACUUAAAGCGUUUGGUGUUACCAUUACGCCACGGAGUAAGUCAGAGCCUACCAAGUUAGUCAAACAUCCCCAUGAAUAUUUUCUGUUAAAUGUGAAUUUGUGUGAAUACCGCCAUUAUCAAGGUAUACUUAUGACUAGACGAGAAACAGGCGAAACGAAGGACUUGCAUGGUGUGGUGGUGAGCGUGUUACUCCCCGGAAAGGAGCGCUAUUAUCCUUUCCGGGGAGUAACGCGUUCAGCACCACACCAUGCGGGUCCUUCGUUUCGCUUGUCUCUUAGCGGGAUUGAUCUAAGGUGCCCAAAUCGGCAACGAACCCAGUUAAGCUGA